Molecule: messenger RNA, 3160 nt
Organism: Manis pentadactyla (Chinese pangolin)
Lineage: Eukaryota; Metazoa; Chordata; Mammalia; Pholidota; Manidae
Product: fatty acid desaturase 2-like protein FADS2B
Exons: 12
Coding region: 1423-2610 (395 amino acids)
Biological process (GO): lipid metabolic process
Cellular component (GO): membrane
Molecular function (GO): oxidoreductase activity, acting on paired donors, with oxidation of a pair of donors resulting in the reduction of molecular oxygen to two molecules of water
Source: RefSeq, a predicted model, not a curated record
GAUGUCACUUAUAUGCAGAUCUAAAAAACCACAAAACCAAGCUCAUAGUCAUAGAGAACAGACAGCUGGUUGCCAGAGUUGGGGGCAGGGGAAAGAAUGGAUGAAAAAAGAGUCAAAAAGUACAAACUUACAGUUAUAAAAUACAUAAGCUUUGGGGAUGUAAUGUGCAGCAUUGUGACUGUAGUUAGAUACUCUAUCACAUAUCUGAAAGCUGCUAAGAGAGGAAUUAAAAGUCAUCAUCAUAAUAACAAAAAAAUUGGGGUAAUUAUGUAAGGUGACAGAUGUUAACGAGACUUAUUGUGAUGAUUAUUUUGCAAUGUAUACAAAUAUUGAAUCAUUAUGUUGUACACCUGAAACUAAUAUAAUGUCAAUUAUACCUCAAUUAAAACAAGUCCAAGACCAUUAGGGAGGGGGCAAGUACACAGUUCAUUACAGCAUGACUUGAAAAGCUCUAGGAACAAAGUGUCACAGAAGCCCAGAGGAGAUCAUAAAUAACUUCCCUGAGUGAGUGAGGAGAGGAAAUAUUUAAUCUUAAUCUUGGAGGGUGAGGAAGAGUUUCAAGUAGAAAAAGUGGAGGAGGGCACUCAAGGCAAAGCGAACAGUUUGUGCAAAGCUUCAGAACCAUGGAGAAGCGUGGAAUGUUCCCUGAACAGGGAGAGAUGCAGUGGACAAGAACGUGCAUCAAGGGUAUGGUGAAAGGUAAGCCUGGAGAGGUAGGUUGGAGCCAGAGGUAGAGCAAUUCAUGUGACUAAAAGCUAAGGCGGGGAGAUACCAUUACUCUCUGCCCAGCAGAUACAGAAUGAUUUUACCAUAUCCCAAAAAACCUGGCUUUGCUUCUCUCUUGAGAGGCCUUUUAGUAAAAGAAUUAUAUAUGUUCAGGCUGGCAUGAACCUUCAUGGCUUCAUGGACUUACAGUCACAGAGCCCUGAGUUCAAAUGCUGGCUCUACUAUUUACUGUGGCUUUUUGGACAAGACAUUUCUCCCCUCUGAGACUUGGGUCUUUAUUUUGACAACAGAAGCCAUGGAAAUAUAACAACUAUAGAACUAAGGUGAUGCUUAUGAGUUGGCCCAUAAAGCACCUUGUACAUAGGAUGCAUGCAAUAAAUGUAAACACUGUCCCUCCUCCCCUUCAUUUUCCCCCUUUCCUUCCUUCAGCAGGAACAUACUUGCCCAAGAAUUUUGAUAAAAGAACCCGUAUUUGCAGGUCUUUCAAGAAGAUUUCACAACUUAGUACCCAGACUCCAUUAUAAAAUUCUUUUAUAUUCUAAGACUACCUAAGCUCCUUUGUUGUACUGCCCAUCAAAAUAAUGAAAAGAGUUCACAGAGCAGGGCAAUGCUUGCUAUUCUGGAAAAUCCUGUAAGUCUUCAGUAUCUGUUAGUACAGUAUUGACUUGUGAGUCUUGCUGGGGAUCAGAAGAAACAAUGAACCCAGAAGAAUAUUUUGUCAGCACACUGUUCCAGGACUCUGGAAAACCACUCACAGAUGCCUUCAGAGCCAUGCACCUGGAGCUUGACAUUGUGAAAUUGUACCUCAAGCCACUGCUCAUCGGAGAGCUUGCCCCAGAAGAACCCAGCCAGGAGAGACACAAAAAUUCCGAGUUGGUGGAAGACUUCCAAGAAUUGCGGAGAACAUUAGAGACUAUGAACAUGUUCAACGCCAACCUGAUGUUCUUCUUCCUUCACUUUGCCCAGAUUUUGAUUUUGGAAACUCUGGCUUGGUUUAUGCUGUGGCAUUUUGGCACUGGCUGGCCUAUCACAAUAUUUAUUUCCCUUCUUCUCACAGUUUCUCAGUCUCAGAGUUCAUUUCUGCAGCAUGACACAGGACACCUUUCCAUAUUUAAGAAGUCCAAGUGGAACCACCUGAUGCAUAAAGUCGUGAUGUGUCAUCUCAAGGGUCUAUCAUCAAACUGGUGGAAUUACCGACAUUCCCAGCAUCAUGUAAAACCAAACAUCUACCCCAAAGACCCAGAUAUUGACGUGGGCCCACUUUUUCUGGUUGGAGAUUCACAACCUGUCAAAUACGGCAAGAAGAAAAUAAAAUACAUCGACUACGAAAAGCAGCACCUGUAUUUCUACAUGGUUGCUCUCCCCUUCCUCAUGCCUGUGUAUUUCAACCUGCAAUCCAUGCAAGUGAUGUACCUCCGAAGGUACUGGUGGGACAUCGUCUGGGUCAGCAGCUUUUACAUCCGCUAUUUCAUCACACUUGGCCCUUUCUAUGGAAUCUUCGGAACCUUGUUGCUCAUAUACGUGGUCAAGUUUCUUGAAAGUCCCUGGAUUGCAUAUGUUACCCAGAUGAGCCACAUACCAAUGAAAAUGAGCAGAGAGGAGAACCAAGAUUGGCUCAGCACUCAGGUCUUGGCCACCUGUAAUGUUGAACAGUCCUUUUUCAAUGAUUGGUUCACUGGGCACCUGAACUUCCAAAUCGAGCACCAUCUGUUCCCCACAAUGCCACGCCAUAAUUAUCACAAGGUGGCACCUCUGGUGAGGUCACUGUGUGCCAAGCAUGGACUGCAGUAUGUGAAUAAGCCCAUAUCGAAGGCAUUUGGAGACAUCGUCCGGGCCUUGAAGAAAUCUGCAGCCCUCUGGAUGGAUGCUUACUAUGAAACCUGAUGCAGAAUGUCAGCCUUGACAUGCAUGUCAAGCGCAUCUCUGAAGAGGGCUUAGUGAAUGUGCUCUUUCCUGCUUACCUGUCAGCACCAUGGACAUACCUGAGUGUGCCAGGACUGUGAAUGCCAAGUGCACACGAUAACCCUUUUCCCUGAAUAUUUUCUCUGCAAAUACAAAGCAAACACAAGAUGGCUUUGGCCACGGUAACAAAAGGGAAAUGGGAGCCACGUGUUUUUACUUCUUUAAUAGGACUUUGAGCUUAGUCAUGCCAAUAGACGUUAGUCAGAUCACCUCAAACCCUGGGGCCUAAGUACAGAAGUGAGGCAAAAGUUUUACUGAUGAAGUGGGCAUAGGAAGAAGAGGGCGAAAGGAGAGACUGCUAAGGGGCACUCGGGGAAACAGUGCAAUUGCUCCUAGAAGAGAACCAUGUAUUUAAGAAGUUCCUACAGAAGCACACAUUUUUGCUUAUUCCUUUUUUAAAUAUGUGAACUUCUUUUUCUUUAAAAAUUGAAGAUGAUUAACAAUAAAAUCUCUUUAAAUAUUUCAGUAUUCA